AUGACCGACGAUAUGGAUCUCCAUCCAAGCAAUCUGCCCAGAGCUUCUCUGGCAGAAAGCUCCGCUACCAGUAUUGACAAUGCUGCAUUCCCGAGACUUCGAGCAACUUCAAAACUCUCCAGCACCCACGCAGCUUCCACUCAUUCUCCCCCAACCCAACAACAACAACAACAACAACCGUCACCACAACCAUCACCACAAUCAUCACCCACAUCUAGCGGACCACAGAACAAGUCAGAAGAAAAGCAAGCAGCCAUGGGUCCGACUGAGGAGGCGAUCGCCUCAUCGGUCUAUCACCAUGCCGACUACUUUGGCCCCAUCGUGUACAGCGCUGGCGAGACCAUUUUGCCCCCCAUUCUCCUCAUGCUUUCCGCCAUCUUCUUCUUCUUCGCCGACAAGGUUACCAUGGUUGUCAGUAGCCUGCUCACCAUCGUCUUCAUCCAGCAGUACAAGCUGCUCAAGUACCAGUACCUCUCCUACAAGCAACGCCGCGAACAGGAUGACGACGGUCCCGGAUACGGUGCACCCUUCUUCUUGCCCGUGUUUCUCAAGGCGAUGCAUCUAUUCAACCUGUUUUUGUGUGCUGCAAUAUUCUUCGUCCUACUUGCCUGCGGAGCUGCUGCCAUUUCUCCCAACUUGGCUUACUGCCUCAUGGUCCCUCCUUUCGUCCUGUCCCAGUGCAUCUACUGGCCUGUUCAUGGUUACAACCUCCACCGCAACAUCACCCAGUACCGACCUAUCGAUCGCGCCGACAUUCGCAGAUCUAUCCAACAGGCUACCCGACGCCGCUGGUUCUAUAGCCAUGGAGAUUUCUUUCUCAUCUUUGCUGGCUCUGGAGGACACACAACCGAGAUCCUCAGCUUGAUGCGACUGUUUGAACCCUUUGACAAGUCCUUCUACCGUCGUUACAUCAUCACCAGCGGAGACGAGCGUUCUAGCGAUAUGAUCAAGCAGUUUGAGGAAGAACGCGCCCAGCGAAUGGGAAUGGUACGCCAGAUGCCAGGUGUCUACGAGAUUGUUUUCGUCGCCCGAGCUCGAUACGUUGGUCAGAGCUGGCUCACUACGCCCUUUACCGCUCUCUGGUGCAUCUUUGACUGCUACCGCAUUCUCAACAUGGGCCGCCCUCACGCCAUGCCCGGCGCCACAGUCGAAUAUCCGCAGACCAUCGUUUGCAACGGUCCCGGCUCAUCGUCAAUGUUCGUCCUCGUCUCGCACCUGAUGCGCAUGUACGGUCUGAUGCCGGCCAACCGCGGCAUGACCGUCUUCGUCGAGUCAAUCGCCCGCGUCUGCAGCCUAAGCCUGACGGGCAAGAUCUUCUACCAUCUGGAUCUUGCCGACGCCUUCGUCGUCCAGCAUCGGGGCGUAGAAGACGUCUACCCCGGCGUCUUCUGCGAGCCGAUGCUGGUGAAGCGGCUCUACCCCCCUGGGGUUUUGCCCUUUGGCUGGCGCUGA
Molecule: messenger RNA, 1452 nt
Organism: Pestalotiopsis fici W106-1
Lineage: Eukaryota; Fungi; Ascomycota; Sordariomycetes; Amphisphaeriales; Sporocadaceae
Exons: 4
Coding region: 1-1452 (483 amino acids)
Biological process (GO): dolichol-linked oligosaccharide biosynthetic process
Cellular component (GO): UDP-N-acetylglucosamine transferase complex
Source: RefSeq, a predicted model, not a curated record